AUGUUGUUUUCGUUAUUGGAUUUUUUAAAAGCAUUUUUGGUGGUUCGAAAUGAUUCUUCAAGAGGAUGGUUUGUUAAUAGUUGCUUUACUCACGGCCAAGCUGAAUACCAAACAAAAUGGUUAGGAUAUCGUUCAUGGAAAUUGAGGCAUAAGGCUAUUGCACAGUCAGUUGGUGAUUGGUUUUACGAUAGAAGCAUAGUCCGAAUAAGCGAUCGCCAAAAUCUCUUGCCACACUAUUGCAUCAACUAACCCAUUUCUUAUGUAUAAGUUCUCUUGGUAUGAGCCAAAUAAUAAAACGAUAAUAAUAAUUAUAAACAAAUUCAUAGAUGUAAUACAUGUCUAAAAGUAUUCAAAUAACGAAUUUGAAAUAUGUGUUGAAUAAAAAAAAUU
Messenger RNA from Lactuca virosa, 390 nucleotides. The record is from the annotation of a GenBank genome assembly. Lineage: Eukaryota; Viridiplantae; Streptophyta; Magnoliopsida; Asterales; Asteraceae.